Messenger RNA from Manis pentadactyla (Chinese pangolin), 14383 nucleotides. It is a transcript of the gene AFF3, whose product is annotated as ALF transcription elongation factor 3. The record is from RefSeq and is a predicted model, not a curated record. Gene Ontology annotation, cellular component: nucleus; super elongation complex. The transcript is spliced from 22 exons. Gene Ontology annotation, biological process: regulation of gene expression. NCBI's taxonomy places the organism in Eukaryota, Metazoa, Chordata, Mammalia, Pholidota, Manidae. Bases 1286 to 4843 code for a protein of 1185 amino acids.
GAUUGAUGUCAUUUUACUAUCUUAGAUGGAUGACUAUACCUUGAGCUCAUAUCUCUACUUUGAUCCAUACCCAUAUGCUUGCCUCCCCAGUUUUGGACUUAGAAUGACCACAGAUUCUCCAAUUGGAUUCAGCCCAUUGUGAUCUGUACAGAGAACCCAAAUCAUGUAUUUCUUGUUUCUGUAGACUUCAGAUUUGGGUGUUCUCAGCUUUCUGGAUUCCUUUCUCUUAUCAAUGCAUUAACUGCUGAUACAGAACAUAGGACAGCUUUACAUCAAAUUGUUUGAUUCUGAUAAACCUAAAAAAUGAGUCAUUACAUUUCUUUCAUACUAAAUUAACAUCCCCUCCAGAUUGUUCAUGACAUAUGUCAGAUUUUUCUUCUUAAACAGAUAAAUUAAAAUGACAAAGUGGGUUAAAUGUCAGGAUUAUAGUUUGUAUUACUCAGCUUCUGUCAGGCAAUGCUGUAAUAAUCAACAACCCCACAUCUCAAGUGUCCUACAAUUUCCUGGUAUAGUUACAUCCAUCCUACCUGGCAGUUGAAGGUCAGCUGUGCUCUAGUAUCUUUUUCAUUCUAGGACCCUGCCUGACAGUGCACAUUUUUGGAAUGCGCCAUUCUCUGGGUGGAAGGAAGUGGAAUCUUUGGUUGAAGGUGGCAUGUGUCAUGUGGCUCCCAUAUAAGGCCAAGCCUGACAUCAGUGGUGGGUGGGGGAUGAAUAUCCAUCUUUUUACAGAGCAGUGCAUAUGGCCAGCGACCAGCGGGGAUCUGUAUCCUCUUAAAGGGAGACACUGAAAAAUUGGAAACAGUGAUGCAGUCUACCUUGCAAUUAAUCAGUUUGCUGUUAUUGUUGUUAAUCAGUAUUUUUAAAUUAAAGGAACACAGCGAGAUAAAAAAAGAGCUUACAGAACUGUCUGGUAGUAUGUUCUUUUCCGAUAUAGAAGACUUCUCUUUUGGCCCAUGGUUUUCCUUUUACUAGAAUUCCUUACCUCUCCUGAAUCUUCAUUGUGAAAGUGGGGACUGAUGAAAGAAGCUGGGGUGAAGACAUCUUAAACCAGAGGAAUGAUUCUCUAGUUGUGGAAUUUCAGUCGUCAGCCAGCAGAUGCAGGAGUGUCUAUGAACCAGAUAGAAAUGUGUUACGGAGGAAAGAGCGAGAGAGAAGAAAUCAGGAGACUCAACAGGAUGAUGGAACAUUUAAUUCGAGUUACUCCCUCUUCAGUGAACCCUACAAGACUAACAAGGGGGAUGAACUCUCCAACCGGAUCCAGAAUACUUUAGGCAAUUAUGAUGAAAUGAAAGACUUUUUAACUGAUAGAUCUAAUCAGAGUCAUCUCGUUGGCGUUCCCAAACCUGGGGUUCCUCAGGCUCCCGUGAACAAGAUCGAUGAACAUUUUGUUGCAGAUUCAAGAGCCCAGACCCAGCCCUCAUCUGUCUGUAGUGCUGCAUCUUCCACACCAGCAGCUGUCCCCGUGCAGCAGAGUAAGAGGGGCACCAUGGGCUGGCAGAAGGCUGGGCACCCGCCAUCUGAUGGCCAACAGAGAGCAAGUAAGCACGGCCACAGGUUGCUUGAUUUGAACAGAUCUGCUAACCCAAAGAACCAUAAUAAAAAACCUAAUCACUGUGUGUCGAGCCCCUCAUCCUCAUCUUCCUCUUCUUCUUCUUCCAACUCAGCACAACAGGGCUCUCUCAGGACCUUGCUUGGAGAUGGUGUGGGCAGACAGCAGCCACGGGCCAAACAAGUGUGCAAUGUAGAGGUGGGUCUUCAGACUCAGGACAGGCCACCUGCUAUGGCAGCCAAGCACAGCAGCAGCGGACACUGUGUUCAGAACUUCCCUCCUUCUCUGGCUUCAAAACCCAGCCUGGUCCAGCAGAAACCGACCGCGUAUGUGCGGCCAAUGGAUGGCCAAGAUCAGGCUCCUGAUGAGUCUCCAAAGCUUAAGUCAUCCACAGAAACCAGCGUGCACUGCACGUCCUACCGGGGAGUCCCAGCCACCAAGCCCGAGUCUGCCAGAGCCAAGGCCAACAAGCUUUCCAAGUUCAGCAUCCCCAAACAAGGAGAGGAGAGUAGAUCUGGAGAAACCAACAGCUGUGUUGAAGAAAUAAUUCGGGAGAUGACCUGGCUUCCACCACUUUCUGCUAUUCAAGCACCUGGCAAGGUGGAACCAAGCAAAUUUCCAUUUCCAAAUAAGGACUCUCAGCUUGUUUCCUCUGGACACAGUAAUCCAAAGAAAGGUGACGCUGAGCCAGAGAGUCCAGACAAUGGCACAUCGAAUACAUCUAUGUUAGAAGAUGACCUUAAGCUAAGUAGUGAUGAAGAAGAGAAUGAACAGCAGGCAGCCCAGAGAACUGCUCUCCACGCUCUGUCUGACAGCGCCGGGGCCCCGCAGGCCAACCGCAGAGCCUCCGUGCCGUCCAGCAAGGCCAGCAGCAGCGGGAGCGGAAGCAGCGGAAGCAGCUCCUCCAGUGACUCGGAGAGCAGCUCCGGAUCCGACUCGGAGACGGAGAGCAGCUCGAGCGAGAGCGACGGCGGCAGGCCUGCCCGCUACUCCAGCCCCGAGACUGAACCAGCGUCCUCCAACAAGUGGCAGCUGGAUAAAUGGCUAAACAAAGUGAAUCCCCACAAGCCUCCCAUUCUGGUCCAAAAUGAAAGCCACGGGCCGGAGAGCAAUCCUUACUACACCCCCGGGAAAGAAGAAGCACAGGACUGUGGGAAGCUUCCCGAUGUUUGCCAAAGCAGCCUGAGAGACAAGGACAUCCAGGGCACCUGCAAGGAGGAGCAGAGGCCAAGGACCGCCAGCAAGGCCCCGGGGAGCAAAGCCGCGAAGCAGAAGUCCCCGCCGGCGGCCGUGGCCGUGGCCGCAGCUGCCCCGCCGCCUGCGGUGCCCGUUGUGCCCGCCGAGAGCGCACCCGCGCGGAGGCCUGCGGGCAAGAAGCCCACCCGGCGCACCGAGAGGACCUCCGCCAGCGACGGCGCCAACUGUCCCCGGCCCGAGGAGCCGGGGGCCGCGGACGUGCCGGGGGCGGGCGUGGCGGCGCCUCCCGAGCCCCCAAAACCCAGGCUGUGCGGCAACGGCAGAACGAGCCACCGCAAGGAGCUGCGCUCCUCGGUGACCUGCGAGAAGCGCCGCACGCGGGGGCUCAGCAGGACCGUGCCCAAAUCCAGGGAGUUCAUUGAGACCGAGUCGUCCUCAUCCCCGUCCUCGGACUCGGACCUGGAGUCGGAGCGGGAGGAGGACCCCCUGUCCAAGGCGCAGACCGCGGCCGCCGCCACCUCCGGCAGCGACCAGAGGCUGAAGGAGGCCGCCAACAGCCUCGGCGGAGCCGGGCCCCGCGCGCCCGUGGGCUCCAUCAGUGCCAGGACCACCAGCGACAUCGCCAAGGAGCUGGAGGAGCAGUUCUACACGCUGGUGCCCUUCGGCCGCAACGAACUUCUCUCCCCGCUGAAGGACAGCGACGAGGUCAGGUCCCUCUGGGUCAAAAUUGACCUGACCCUUCUGUCCAGGAUCCCAGAGCACAUGCCGCAGGAGCCGGGGGUCCUGAGCGCACCUGCAGCCAAGGACACCGAGAGCGCGCCCCCCAGCCAGCCAGCCGACACACCCACCGAAAAGGCGCUGCCAAAAUCCAAGCGGAAACGCAAGCAGUGUGACAAUGAAGACGACUACAGAGAGAUCAAGAAGGCCCAGGGAGAGAGAGAGAGCUCUUCACGACUGACCGCCCCAGCCAGUAACACUUUGUCUGCAAACCACUGCAACAUGAACAUCAGCAGCUUGGCAAUACCAAUAAAUAAAAAUGAAAAAAUACUUCGGUCACCCAUCUCACCCCUCUCUGAUGCAUCUAAACACAAAUAUUCCAGCGAGGACUUAAAUUCUUCCAGCAGACCCAACGGCAAUGGUUUGUUCACUUCCACCUCCUCCAACAAAAAGCAUAAGGCCGAGAACCAGCCACAGUCUCAUGCUGGCGACUUCACGAAAGCAGCUCACAACUCUGAAAAUGUUCUCCACAAGUCUCGGCCACAAACAGAGCCCUGGUCUCCAGGCUCCAACAGCCACAAGGACUGCAAGAGGCAGAAACUGGUCUUCGAUGACAUGCCACGCAGUGCAGAUUAUUUUAUGCAAGAAGCUAAGCGGAUGAAGCAUAAAGCAGAUGCAAUGGUGGAAAAGUUUGGAAAGGCUCUGAACUAUGCUGAAGCAGCCUUGUCAUUCAUUGAGUGUGGCAACGCCAUGGAGCAAGGUCCGAUGGAGUCCAAAUCUCCCUAUACAAUGUAUUCAGAAACAGUAGAGCUCAUCAGGUAUGCUAUGAGACUAAAAACCCACUCAGGCCCCAAUGCCACACCGGAGGACAAGCAGCUGGCCGCAUUAUGUUACCGGUGCCUGGCUCUCCUGUACUGGCGGAUGUUUCGACUCAAAAGGGACCACGCUGUAAAGUAUUCAAAAGCACUUAUCGACUAUUUCAAGAAUUCAUCUAAAGCUGCCCAAGCCCCAUCUCCAUGGGGUGCCAGUGGAAAGAGCACUGGAACCCCAUCCCCCAUGUCUCCCAACCCCUCCCCCACCAGCUCCGUGGGGUCUCAGGGGAGCCUCUCCAGCACCAACACCCUGUCCCCUUCAACCAUUGUCAGCAUCCCCCAGCGCAUCCACCAGAUGGCAGCCAAUCACGUCAGCAUCACCAAUAGCAUCCUUCACAGCUACGACUACUGGGAGAUGGCAGACAACCUGGCCAAGGAGAACAGAGAGUUCUUCAAUGACCUGGAUCUGCUCAUGGGGCCCGUCACCCUGCACAGCAGCAUGGAGCACCUGGUCCAGUACUCGCAGCAGGGCCUGCACUGGCUGCGGAACAGUGCCCACCUGCCAUAGAGACCUUGCCCUGGAGCUGGACUGGGCUCUCGUCUCCAUGGAUGGCUCAACGUUUCUGGACACUGUGCUACUGAAAUUCCCAGCCACAGCAUUUAUCAAACUGCGGUGAAUAUAGUCUCAGCAUUCAACAGUGGUCUUUUCCCAGGGCAUGUGUGUUUGUAUGUGUGGGUGUCUAAAAACUGCCUGUGUAUGGAUGUAAGGUACACAGCUCUUUAGAACACACUUUCUUUGUCUAAUUUCUAUAAUCCCAGGCUAGACAAAGUGAUCAGAAGUUUCUGAUUAGAGAAAAUACACUUACACGUGCACACACACACACACACACACACACACACACACACUUUCUAUUUCAAAGCUAAACCAUGACUUCUUAGAACAUUCAACCAAAUCUCAUGGGUUAGUUAACCAGGUGCAAUACAGCACACCAAAAGCUUGACUGCCAGUUAAGAUGAACCUAGUUCUUCUACUAUUGAUUACUUUCAGUAUUAAUAUACUAUUCCCCAAUUAUUUUUUGAUUCUGUGUAUCAAUUGGUAAUUGAGUAAUGAAAAUAAGUCAGUUAUUUUUGUGCUGGACAUUUCCUAGUUGCAUGUUACCACACACCUUCCUUUCGUCUAAUCCCUUACCCUCCCUCCGGUUUUUAUUAUCAGCUAAAUGCGUUAGAGCAAAUGCAUCGGCUCCCACAGGCCUCUCUGCCCUGCCUCCAGCGGAGAGUGAAAGCAGCCCUGAGAUCUGAUGAAAAGCUGUCCAACAUCAAUACGGCAACAGCUGUGAUCGGGAGCUCAGAGUUGCAUUCUUCCGCACAGGCCGCAGCCAGCCCACCCAGCACGUGGGCUUCUCCUUCCUGCCACUCUGACGUGGUGGCUAUAGAGCCUCGUGGCGUUUGUCAGCCCAUGUUUUUCAAGCCUUCUCUUUCUUACAAUUUUCUUGGCCAAAUUAGGACAUCAGCUAGAAUGUCCAUUCCCUGGAAGUCUAUAUCUGUUACUUAUUAGGCUGAGAACUAUUUGCUGUCCUGGUACUGUCUAAUCCUCUGACUCUUCAUGCAGAAUAUGCAUCUUCAGGCCUUCAGUGCAUUGUGAUCCGGGACUAGGUUUUCAGGCUUUGAUUAGCAGGCAGCUUGCUGCGCAGGGGGAGCUCUUCCUGCCAUGAUCGCCAUCCCGCUUUGGGAGCCACGACCAGAGCAUCAUGCUUACAUCCUGUGCCUCUGGUUUGUUUACGUCUCCCCUUGAUUCUUCACUUGCUUUUUUUUUUUUUUUUUAAAUUAAGUUUACAUUUUAGUUUUUUAACAUCUUGUUUACAGUUUUUGUCUGAAACUUAUUUCUUUUAUAGUCUCUUGUCUAUAUGCCCUAGAUUUAGCCUUGUUGUUAAGUAUGUUUGGGUAUAAAAAUAUUGGUUAAAAAAAAAUCUGAAAAAUCUGAUAUACCUUGCACACUUUAAAAACAAAAAUGAUGCCCUUGAAGCCUCUCACUUGAUAAAAUUGCACCUGGAUGGUUCGAGAAAGACAGGUGAUACAGUAUGUGAAGCGAUCCAUUUUUCAAGGUGAUGGCGGCACAGACUGUUUAUAAGAGGUAUUGAUAGAUGCUUUCAUUGAUGGUCUUAUUGGUCUGGUUGCAAUGUUACUAUUUGUCAUCUGAUCUGUAAGUGGGAAAUAAGAUUGCUGUAAUUCCCUAGCUCUAAGUACUGAUUCAAAACUGCACAAAUGUUUAAACAACUUUGGUGAUUUGAAAUGAAUUUAAAGUGAGCCAUGGAAAGGUUUGUGAAGUUUGCACUUGGCUUUGGCCUUGAAGCAUCUGGAAAUACUAACAGUAUUUCUGUUGUCCAUGUAUCCAGCUGAGGUGCUUCUCACAUCCCUUUCUCUCGUAGUUGGUGGAGUUCUAAUUUUAGAAACUUUGAAUUACUUUUUUUGAAGGAUGGAGGCUUAGUUCCACAUAAGCUUGCUGCCUUCUGACAGAACGCUCAGAUUCUCACAUAACAGGAUGGCCCUCACCGUCUGUCAUGUGUCCCCCCUUACCUGGUCUUGCUCAUCUUGAAAGUCACGGGCUCUGCUGUGGUAUUCACAUGGUGGGCUCACCCACGCAACCCCUAAAAUGUGAAGGUGGCCUCUGGCUGAUGAUGGCAGGCACAUUCUGUCAGCACUUUGGUGGCCCGUGUUUCCCAACAAAACUUGCAACAGGCCAUUUGGGGAAUGACCUGAGCAUGUACCUCCUCUUGCAGUCUUUCAUUUCAUCAGCAGAAUAUGCUGGAGCAGCAGUUUUUGUUUGCGUUGGUCUAGGUGAUUUCAGUAAGGAACCAUCUUCAGAUUGCUGCUUGGGAAAGUCAUUUAUAAUUUGUUCCUUUUAUUCAGGUUUGUUCAAAGUAGAAAUAGCCUUCUUGUGUCUUCUCAUUACAAAGCUAAUACAUGCUCACUGUAAAAAUUGAAACAAUACAGAAAUGUAUCAAGUAGAAAGUAUUAAGUCCCAUCGUCCAGACAACCACUGCUCAAAGUUUCAUGUAUGUCCCUCUAGAUUCUCUCAUUUAAACAUAUAAUGUCUAUUAUCACUUUUUCUACUUGAAGACAUAUUAUUUCCUCAGAAGUUCAACACAAGUUCCACUGACCUUAUCCUUCCAUGACCUGAAUGGAUGCCAUCCUUUAUCACAAUGUUAGAGUUAUCUUUGAAAGAGGGCAACCUAAAUAUAUUCCUGAUCAAAAUUUGGGGUUUGUUACUACCAUACACAGAUCAGACUUACAUGCAGAAUUGGGCCUGCAAAGAGAGGUUUGGUGAAAACAGGUAUUUCCGGAAUCGUUCAAAUUGCAAAUGGAAACUCGGACCCACUAUCUAAAGAGGAAUAUACUGGAAAACUAAUCUGAAGAGUUAGCAGAUUGUGUACUAGAUUGAACACUUGAAAUACAAUGCAAUGAGACUUUCUGCACUAAAACUUACCCUAGUAUAUAAAACAAUGAUGUGUAUAUUAUAUAACAGUGAUGUGUACAUUUCUGACAUCCCAUGCAUAAUAUACACAGUUUGUAUAAAUGCAUACAUUUAAAAAUAUAUAUGUACAAUACAGCUAACAUAAACUGUAGUACGCCUGAAGGAUAUUACUAGUGCCUAAUAUCGAGUGUAAGUCACUGCGUGUUUGCAUCACCUUGGAAGUGAAGUAAUUGUUAUAAAAUUAAUCAGUGCAGCCAACAUUAUUUAUGAAUCACUUCUUUGAAACUGUGCAGUAGUAUAUACAUAUAUAUUUUUAAAUAACAUUUUUCACAGUUUUCCAGAGUUACUGUUGAAAUCUGUAUCACCAAAAAAAGAGCAAGAUUUUUUUAAUGAUGUAGACCCUCUUCAGACCCAGUAACCUGUGUGUGAUUUCCUGUUUGUAGACACCCAAGAGACUUUAGCAGUCACCAGCCUUAAUGCAUGUACAGGAUAUUAUUGUGACUUAAUUUAUCCGCAGUUUUUAAUCCACGUGAAAUUGGAAUUUAUAAACUGACUUGGAUUAAAUAAGUCUGCCUUUCUAAGGUUGCAAAUGUUACAUUAAAUGAUUUAUGUUGUAAAUGAGAGAAAUCGAGUUGUAUGUAAAAAAAAAAGGUGUCCACCAAUUUCUGUGAAUAUUUUUACAAGGAGACUUCAGAAUCAAAAUAUGUUCAAAUAAGUAUUCCAGUCCCCAGUUCAUAAUCUCUUUAGAAGCAACCUUGUUGUUCCAUGAUUUUUUUUAAAUGAGGCUCCCACAGAUUAUACGAAGUCUGAUAUUUUUCAUGGGGAGAAAAAGUGUGUUUACUACUUGUCCAUCUCAUUUCCUGGCACAUGCGUGUUGGAGAAACAGCCCAGUGUCCAGGAAACACUGAACAGGAAGCUUGCGGGGUCCAUACUGAUGCCCGCACUGACGGAUGUUCAACCAGCAGCGCCGGGACCAUUUUACUCAACAUUCGUUAAUGGCAUGUUAAUUCCCUGACUUGUGUGUGCUGGAUUUUUCCAACUCAAACCAACAAGGUGGAGUAAUGUUCACAAUAUUUGGUUGAGUAAAAUAAGAGAAUUUUGAACUAACCAAGAUGGAAAUGAUAAGCCAGUGGCCAGCCUUGAUACCCUUCAUGUGCAGGAAGGUUUCUUUUUUUUAACCUCACUGUUACUUUUCUCUCCCACCUUUUUCAUCCCCUUCCCCUCAAAUUAACCUAAACAAAGAAGCAGAAACAGCACCAAAAAGCAAACGAUUGCUUGGCCUUCCCCAGUCCACAUCCUUAGACUCGCGUCACCUUGUCAUACAGCAGAACCCGAGCUCCGGUCACCAUGGACACCGCCUCAUCCCAAAGAUGGCCAGGGCAGGGCACUUGGCUUUGCUUGCUCCAGGAGCCACUGAGCUCUGUAUUCGUUCAGAGGUGGUUUGGGCUAAGAAAUGCCCAGCAGUCUUUUAAGAACUGUGUUUCUCUUAGGCAGUUUUGCCUGCUACUCAGCUGAAGUCUGUUCCUAUCUGAAUCCUGUUUUAAAGAAGUAACAUAUUUUCAAUCAACCCUGGAUCAACUGGAGAACUGGAGUCUUGAAAGACUGUUUUUUUAAUGGAUGGGGGAAAACCCAACACAAUAAACUGCACUUCCAACACUUUGGAGCCAAAGUUUAUAUCCUCGUUUUCCCCAUUCCCAGAAGAGCACAAUUUUUUGAUAUUUCAACUUCCUGACAACCCCAAAAAUGUUCAGUCUUGAGAUCUGUGUUCUCUUGGAUCAAACUGAAUCAUUCUGUGUAUGUCAUCAGAGGGGUCUAUUUGUUAGCUUGGCAUGAGGAAAAUUAUAACACUGUGUUCAAACUAAUUACGUCUGACCACGGUUUUGGUUUUUAUUACUUACUUGGCACUCCGAGGCAGCAGGGGCUGAAUUCGGGUUGGCUCCAAGGGGACUGAGAUUCAGAGCUCUUACAAUAAUGGGCAUCAGGGAAUUAAAUCACUUUGUGUUAUUUGAUAAUCCACCUCUUCUAGCCAAUUUUAAGCACAUUGGUCUAACGGAUGAAUUCAAGGUACUAAUCUCAAGUCAGCCCAAGGAACUCCGUCUGUCUUUAAGCAUCAGCAAGUAAUGACAAGGCCUGAAAAUCAGAAUCAAAGAUUCAUUUUCUACUCAUUUUCUAACAUAGGAAAAGCUGAUCAGAAAAUAUUUAUAUCCAAAUAAGAUGUAAAGUGGUACCAAUGUUUAGGAUUUUCAAACAGUGCUGUUUGGUUAUAAAAAUAAUUGCAGUAUUCUAGUCGCCAUAUUGUUCUUCAUCCGCUUUCCAGUUUUUCAUAAAACAACAUUGAUUUGUCCCCCAGCAUUUAUCACCUCUUGAUUUCUAGAUACCUAAAUGAGCAAAGAGAAAUACUUCACACCGAGGGAGGCGCGUUACUUGACUGAGCAUAAUUCUACUGACAGUAGCCAAAGGUCGAUGACUUUGCAAAGAAUAUUAAGUCUCCUCUGUUACCUUCAUCCUACAUAAAGAGUGAUCACAAAGCCUUUUGAUAUGGCCACAUGAUUGAGAUGUCAAAAAUUCCAAGCACACAGCACACUGACCUUUAAUGAUGAACACUUUCUUAGCAUCAUCAGCUCUCUCUGGGGCCUAUUUGUGUGGGGAACUAGCAAUAUUCACACUUUCCUUUGAGCACUUUGCAAACCAAUUAUUAAUCCCCUGAAGUUCCCAGGGCCACCAACUUGAACCAAAAUGUCUUUCUCUGUGAGUUGGAUUGACUUUUUCGCUUUGGCAUUUUUUCACUUCUGAGUUCUAUAAGGCAGAUUUUAGUACCUUGACCUCUUAGAAGAACAGUGAUUGGAGACAGGAGCAAGCAUUCUGAGAUCCCCGGUCAUCACACCCAGCAGGAGCAAAACAUCACUGUCCGAAGAGAGGCAAUGGAAAUACACUCCAUCAGUACGCACCAAGAUGCAGAAAAAGGUGUGUGAUUUGGGAGAUGUGCCUUGUCCCAGCCCUGACUAGGUCCUAGAGGACCAAGAGCAUGACAGCCAGGCAGCCACAGGCAUCUCUGUGGGACUCGUCAGCCUUUGCUCACCACUGUGACACUGUCCCGCCCAUAGGCAGAACACUAGGAGACCGGUGAGCAGAGGGAGCAGCAGGCUGGCCCACUGCCCGCAGGGGGUGGUGCAGUCUCACCCUCUGCUUUCUCAUUCAGUUUGGGCCUUAAGAAACCAGGGAUACCCAGAGGGAAGAGGAAGAAGGAAUAUUGGGUCCAAGCUUCUGGUGUAGGCCUUCUCCAAUGAGAAAACAGCCUGCCUCUCGACACCCCGUUUCAGACACCCUCCUAGUGCCAGAGGCCCUCAGCAGCCCCAUUUCCUGUGGAUCUGCUACCUCUGAUGGUAAUUUUUUGUUGUUUGGGGAGAUAGAGGACAGCUGUUCUGGGAGGUUGGUCCCUGAGAAAGGUGAUCUGUCCAUGAGCUUCAGGAAACAGGCAACCUCUCGAGCUACUGGAUAGAUUUUCUUUUUUUCUCUAGUGGAUUAGGUGGUUGCCUCAACAUGAUGGCUUAAUUGCAGGCUAAACCUUAGUGUACUGGGAGAGAAAAAUCAACAAAGACAGGAAAUCUGACCAAUAAUCUAAAUGUUCAAUAUCACCGAGCUCAAGGCCCUAAAUGUUGGAUUGAAAUUUUUAGCUUUUAUUGAAUAUUUAUAUUGUUUGGACCCAGGGCUUCCUUGUGUGUCUAAAUCAGUCCUUUGAGAUUAACCAAAAUAUACAUUCAAAAGGACCCCCUCUUUUUAUGUUCACUGGAAAAGCCCUUUCCUAGCUUUUCUUCAGUGCAAAAGAGCAACGGCUAAAAGUCCCAAAAAGUCCAGCCUGAUUUCAGCCCAAAGUGAUAGCACCACACAAGCACUACCCCUUAUCCAGUGUAUGUUGGUAAAGAAUUCAGGGUGACGUGAAGUUUAUUAGCAUGAGGAGGUGUAGAUACACUUGCUAGAUGCUCUGAUUCCAUCUCUCCUCAGGCAGGAUGUCAGGGAACAAAGACUCCUGCAGCAGCAGAGCCACUUACCCCCACGCAGUCUGCCUCAGUCCGAGCAGGAGCAGAGCCGGGCACCACCGUUCUUACGCUGCGUCCUCUUGAUACUUACUCACGGAGCUGGCAACUCUAAUUCAAUAUUCCAGUACAACCUGUCACAUCAAACACCAUUUCAAAAUCUGCAUCUCUGUCUUGGGAAAGCUGUUAGCCACAUGGGAACUUGCUUAUCUCCUGCCAGACUUUUCCAGUGAACCAGUUUUAGCAGCCACAAAACCAAACUAUAGGGCCUUCAUCCUCUCCUCUUCCAGGAUUUGGCUGCAGGAUCAUUUCAAGAAUUGAAGAGGGUCUUAAACAGGACAGUUCCACCCAGUAAUUUAUGCUGUAAAAAUGUACAUGUUGUAGCAUUGAUUAAAGUGCUGUAUUUAUAAGGUCCAAUGCCAUUGUCAUUUUUUGUCUAGUUCAGUAUUAAAAUAGCUUAAGUUCAUUUUUUGCUGUGUGAUAAUUCACUUUGGGCUUUUAGUUAGAACAUUUGGAGGUGGUUAUGCAGAAAGUCCAGAAUCUGUGUCGACAGCCACUCUUUUAAUCCAAGUAGUCAUCCAUACUGGUCUGUUAAGCAUCAACCUUGCAAACACUACUAACUAAUGAAACCGCGUGCUCUUAUCUGUGUCUCUCUCUAAGUGUAUUUUUUAAAUCUUGACCCAAGCAAUUGAUAAAAUCCAGUGGCUUUAUACAGGCCACUUCUUCCAGCUUUUCUUCUCAAAAUUCAUGAAUACUUUUCCCAGUUAAAUUCCAGUGGAUUCUCUCUAAGUACCCCAGGCAUCUUUAUCUUACAGAGGCUCUGGUCUCCCAGGCUGCUUCUAAGUUGUCUGCAUGCCUGGAGCCCAAAGUGCUUCACUUUUGUGGUUACUCAGAUCUGCAAAAGGAAGUGAAAAGGUUAAAUCCCCUUUCUUUGUCUCCAUCAUAUAAGAAAAAAAGUUGUUCCCACCAGCUCUGUUUCUCAUAUUGCAAAUCAAAUUCCACAUUCAGAACGUGAAUAAUUCAAUAGUGAAUAAUUUUGGCAAGAUACUGGAAAGGAGUGUAGAUGUAUCUGAUAUUAAGGACUUGUCUAGGGGGAACUUUUAUUUUGUCUGAGCUUAAAUUUACAUGUGCAAAGAUGAUGGACUCAUUGACCAUUUGUUUUACUGUUUGGAGAUUUUGCUGUGUCUAUAAAUCACAUGAAACCCACACAGCACAAUUUCUAGAAUGGGGAAACAUCUUCCUGUUCUGUAACAGAAUGAGCCUUAAGGAUUUGUAACAGUAAGCACUUUUUAUUUAUUUAGUUGUAUUUGGGGGUAACAUUAAUGCAUCAGUACAAUUACUUUUGUAAUGUCUUAAUAAACCUUGAAAUCAACACCACUCUGUCUCUAAAACAUCCUGCUGUCUCAGCCUAGAACUUCUUCUGAGGAAAAUGUCCUUUCUCACGUGUUACAGUAUUUUAAUAGUCAGCUAGUCACAGACUGUCAUUGACUCUACAAAAAUAUAAAUUGCACCUGAACUACUAAAGUGGACAAGAGCAUUUUAAAGAAAGCACCAAUUUGAGAAUGCUCCUGGUGGGAAAUGUUAAGUGUCACUUUAGAGUGAAAAAGAGGUGAAACAACCAAUGAUAGUCUGGAAUAUUCUUGCUGAGAGAGAUUUUUAUUUCUUUGUUUUUUUAUAUGUCCAAGCUUUGUUUACUAUAGAGUAAUGCGUAAGUGGAAGCUAUUACACCAUGAUAUAGUUUGAGCACAAACAGCAGACAAACAUUGAACAUAUUCAGUGCUACAGAUAACUUAAGCCAUUUUUAAUUCACUAUAUUUCUUUUCCCCCUUUUUGAAAUUUAUUUUCAAUUGAACAAGUAAUGAAAGAGUACAGUCUUAUUAAAAACAUAGGCAAAUAGACAAAAGAAUCAAUGAGAAUUGAUUCCCAUCCAAUUCCACCCAAAGGGGGCCCACCCUUGUUGGUUGGGUGUUAUCUAUCCAUUUAAUUUUAUGUGUGUGUGUGUGUGUGUGUGUGUGUGUGUGUGUGUGUGUUUACACCAACAGGAUCAUAUUGCACAUGCUAUUCUGGCUUCUGAAACUUACUCUUAUUUAAUAGUAAGUCAUGGGCAUCCUUCAAUAUCAGUACAUGAAGAGCUACCUCAUUGUUUGAAUCAUCUGCACAAUAUUUCCAUAUUACGGUAUAGUUUAUUCAACAUCCCUUAUUGACGGAUAUUUAGGUUGAGUCAUUGUAUUUUUUUAAAAUGAGAUGUAACUCAUAUAUCACAAAAUUCAUCCUUUUUAAAUGUAGAGUUCAUUACUUUUCGGUGUGCUCACAAGGUUUUGCAACCAUCACCAUGAUCUAAUUACAGAACAUUUUCAUGACACCAGAAAGAAACCCCCUACUUACUAGCAGUCACUCCCCACUCCCCCUUCCCCUGGCCCCUAACAACUAGUCUACUUUCUUUCUCUAUGGGAUUUGCCUAUUCUGGAUGUUUCACAUAAACUGAGUCACACAACAGGUGGCCUUUUGUGUUUGUCUUUUACUCAGCAUAAUGUUUUCAAGGUUCUCCCAUGUUGGAUCAUGCGUCAGUACUGUACUUCAUUCUUUUUUGUGACUGAAUAAC